AUGCACGGAUACAGUUCCUCCGAGGAGUCGGAAGACUACCGCCGUCCAAAACCGGUGCCGGCAUCAACGACCACCACUGACAAGAAGACCAAGAAAAAGAAGAAGACACCGCCUCAGCAGUCCAUCAACCGUAUCUGGAAGCAAUUCCAGAACCGCAAGUUCAAUAAGGCGCUCGCCGUACUUCCUUUCGACCCUGUCCUACCCCCGGCAAGCGCCGACAAGCCGAACGAGCUUCUGACCGCCGGAUACGAGCGUGCUGCCGAGGAAUGCCGCCGCAAAGUAAAGAAGAUCGUACAAGAGUGCCGGAGAGUGAACAUGCGAUACCGUGACCCUGGAUGGGAUUUGGAUUGGGAUUUGAAGUGGGAAAAAGGUCACUGCUUGAACACCCUCGGCGCCACCAAGUGGCAGCUCUCCCGAACGACCCUCUCCAAUCCCAGCGCCUCCGUCCCCAAGGCCGUGAAGCGCGUCCACGAGAUUUUCGAAAAGCCCACAUUCAUGAAGAACCUCGACGGUUGCGAUGUCAAACAAGGCAGCCUCGGUGACUGCUGGUUAAUGGCCAGUCUGACCGCCCUCGCUAACGUCGAGGGUGGAAUGAAGCGCAUCUGCGUCGAGUACGAUACCCGCAUCGGCAUUUACGGCUUCGUCUUCUACCGAGACGGAGAAUGGAUUUACUCCAUCAUCGACGACAAGCUGUACCUCAAGUCACCCUGCUGGGACUCGCCCAGCAUGCAGCGAGAUCUCCUGCAGCAGAUCGACCGGGAAGACGUCGAGCGCGUAUACCGCAAAACGUAUCAAACAGGUUCCAAGGCCCUCUUUUUCGCCCAAUGCAAAGACCAAAACGAGACAUGGGUGCCCCUGCUGGAGAAAGCCUACGCAAAGGCGCAUGGAGACUACGCUUCUCUUUCUGGUGGUUGGAUCGGCGAGGGAUUGGAAGAUCUCUCCGGCGGUGUCACCACCGAGCUGCUUACCUCCGACAUCCUCGACACGGAGGGGUUCUGGGAGAACGAGCUCUCCAAGGUCAACGAGGAGUUUCUCUUCGGUUGCUCUACUGGUCUCCUCGACGGGGGCUACGGCGAAAGAGACGGUAUCUCCGAGGGCCACGCAUACGUUAUCAUGGAGGCUCGAACCCUCAAGUCUGGCGAGCGUCUGAUCAAGCUGAGAAACCCUUGGGGCAAGGUUCGCAAAGGCUUGUGGGAGGGUGCUUGGUCUGACGGAUCCAAGGAGUGGACCCCUGAAGUGACCGAAGAACUCGGCCACCAUUUCGGCAACGACUCUGUUUUCUGGAUCAACUACGAGGACUUCCUCAGCAAAUAUCAGCACAUCGACAGGACCCGCCUUUUCCGAGACCCUUCUUGGCGAUGCACUCAGCGAUGGAUCGGCGUCGAAGUUCCCUGGAAGAGUCACUUCAACGAGAAGUUCCAAGUCAAGCUGUCCAAAGACGGACCGCUCGUCUUAGUUCUUUCUCAGCUCGAUACCAGAUAUUUCAAAGGACUCCAAGGGCAGUACACCUUCCGCAUUCACUUCCGCAUCCAUGAGCGCAGUCGUCCCGGUGCCGAAGACUACAUUGUUCGCUCUCAUGGCAACUAUCUCAUGGAACGAUCUGUAGCCAUUGAGCUCCCCGACAUGCCUGCGGGCGAGUACAGCAUCUUCUUGAGCGUCACCGGCGAAAGAGACAACAGUCUGCCUUCAGUGGAAGACGUUGUCAAACGCGAAUGCCGGUCGCGCGUGGAAAACGAGAAGCUCGUCCAAAUCGGCGCAGCUUAUGACCUCGCGCACAGCAAAGGCACAGCUCAUCUCGAAGAGGUCGCCAGGCUACGAAAGCUCAAGGAGCAACAGAGAGCCUCGGACUCCCGUAGGCAAGAGCGCCGCAAGCUCUGGGAGAGACGCCAUCUGAACCGAGAAAUUUCUAAGAAGCAAACCAAGAAGAACACCGAUAAGCGCGACCGCAGAAUCGCAAAGGCCGAGGCCGAGGCCAGGGCCGCUCAGGCAGCUCAGAAGGCCGAGGCUGAAGCCAAGAUGAAGGCUGAGGCAGAAGCCAUGGCCGCUGAGGUAGCUCAGAAGGCACGCGAAACCACCAAGGGCAACGAGGAAGACGAGAAAAAGAAGCAAGACGAGGCAGCGAAAAAGGAAGACGAAGAUUCCAAGAAUGAAGUCGUCCAGACCGAGGCCGCUAAGGAGGAGCCCAAGGAGGACCCCAAGGAGGACAAGUCAGACGACAAGGCGACCGGUUCCUCCGAUGCAAAAGAUGACUCUGCAGUCGAGACCAAGACUCCAGACGAGCAGUCCAAGACCGACCAUCAGGAUGGUUCCAAGAACGACUCGAAACAGGAGUCCAAGGAUGAAGCCGAACAAGAUGCCAACAUCGACACCAAUGGCGAGACAAAGGCCGACGACGAGAAGGAGGAGGAUACCACGGAGGCUCAAAACUCAGAAACGGUUGAGGAAACCGCCGUCCAACCUGCGCCUCCCCCGCAACCAGCACCAGUGUACGACGACGUCGACGAUUCUUCGGAUUCGCCAAUUGAGGAUUGGGAAGAGCUUUACAGUGAUGAUGACAUGGUUCGUAAGCCACGUCUUACUCCUGCAGGCCCUCCCAAGACUCAUGAUGAACGCUACGAAUCUGAAGAAGAGGGCCUGCCAGACCCCUGGAAUGCAAUUUGCAUCGUUGGCGUUCGCAUAUACUCUCAGGACGAUGAUCUCGAGCUUCGGGUUGUCAUGGAGGGAGGCGAGCUACUCGAAGGCGGCAUGGGAAAGAAAGGCGAGGCCGACCUUGACAAUGCCCAGGUCAACGCUGGUGGUGAGCGAGAGAAGAAAGACGUCGAAGAGAAGUCUGAUGAGACAAUUGAGCCUGUCAAGGUCAACGACGACAAUAUUGAGAAGAAGGACGAAGUGAAAGAGACGGCCGUGGCGACGAAAUACGAACCGACCGACGCAAGCAAGGAGUCAAGCGAAGAUUCCAAGUCGGACAAGAGCGUCGACUCGACCGAGUAUGACAAGUUAGACUCCGGUGCCACCACUCCAGAAGUCAUCACACCAGAGCCGACACCUCUUGAGACGAACAGAGAGUUGUGCUAG
Molecule: messenger RNA, 3075 nt
Organism: Colletotrichum karsti
Lineage: Eukaryota; Fungi; Ascomycota; Sordariomycetes; Glomerellales; Glomerellaceae
Product: calpain-like protein
Exons: 3
Coding region: 1-3075 (1024 amino acids)
Biological process (GO): proteolysis
Cellular component (GO): cytoplasm
Molecular function (GO): calcium-dependent cysteine-type endopeptidase activity
Source: RefSeq, a predicted model, not a curated record